Messenger RNA from Aedes aegypti (yellow fever mosquito), 2058 nucleotides. RefSeq names its product X-ray repair cross-complementing protein 6 (gene Irbp). Gene Ontology annotation, cellular component: Ku70:Ku80 complex; nucleus. The transcript has 11 exons. Gene Ontology annotation, molecular function: damaged DNA binding; telomeric repeat DNA binding; DNA helicase activity. Lineage: Eukaryota; Metazoa; Arthropoda; Insecta; Diptera; Culicidae. Gene Ontology annotation, biological process: cellular response to X-ray; double-strand break repair via nonhomologous end joining; cellular response to gamma radiation. The record is from RefSeq and is a predicted model, not a curated record. Bases 149 to 1993 code for a protein of 614 amino acids.
UGUUCCAUUCUUUCGCGCCUUUUCUUGAACAAACAAGAAUGUGAGAAUCACUUUUGGAAUACAAAACACAAGCGUUUGUACCAGCUUGUGGAUGUUUUUUGAUUGCGAUCGUGUUACAAUUUUCAGUUGAAUCGAGCUCGAAACCAUAAUGUACUGGAAUCCGAACCAUGCUGAGGAAGAGGAAGAUUCCCAGGAGUAUGUUUUCGGCGGUCGCGAAGGACUGCUGGCACUAAUCGAUUGCGCCGACUACAUGUUCCUUGAGCGGGACGAUGGGUCCACAAACUUCAAGGAGACACUAGCGUUGAUUGAAGCUAUCAUGAGAAACAAGAUCAUCAGCAGCGAAAAGGAUUUGGUUGGAGUUGUGUUCUACAACACGGAGCAUAGUCCAGCCCCUGCGGAUGAAAUAGAGCUGGAAACCGGAUUGGUAGUCCCGAAGAAAACUGCAAUUUACAUGCCACUAUCGAAUCCAUCGGCUGAUUCCAUCCGUAAAAUUAUAAACUUUAAAGAUUCUGAGGAUCUUGACUUCGAUCGAAAGUUUGGACAUUCCCAAGAUAGCAACCUGUCGGACGUCCUUUGGCUGUGCUCACGACUGUUCACACGAUGUGGCUAUAAAUUGGAGCAAUCCAGCAUUGUCCUGUUCACAUCGAACGAUGAGCCGCAUUCGGCCGGAAGCUACGAAUAUCAGCAGUGUUUUGUCAAGGCGAAGGAUCUUCAACAGCUGGACAUCAACAUAGUUUUGAUUCCGAUGAGCGAGCAGUUCGACGGCUCCAAGUUUUAUCAGGAAUUUCUUUGUACGGUAGCCGACGAAGAUCCCGAUCAGUUCACAUUCCCUUGCUACCAAGAAUCCCGCGAACCACUGCUAGCAAGGAUUUUCAGACGGGAUUUCAAGAAAAAGGCCCUUUCGCACGUGAAAUGGCAGCUGUCCGAUGAUGUUUCGCUGGGUGUCAACAUUUAUUCCCUAUCCAGGAAAACCAAAUAUCCUGCGAAAGUGAAACUACUACGAGACACAAAUGAAGUUAUUGUUUCAAAGCGAUCCUAUCAAGUGAUAUGUGCCGAUCAUGAUCAAUCCGGGCCAAGUAGCAAGCCGCUUCUUCCUGGAGACCAAAGAAAAACUCUCACGAUCGGUGGUGAGAAAGUCAGUUUUUCUGUAGACGAGGUUACCAAUAUGAAGCAGAUGUUGCAGCCGGGCAUUCAGCUAUUGGGGUUCAAACCAAUCUCCAAGGUUUCGCCUGUCAACCAUUUGCGUAGCUCGCUUUUCCUAUAUCCCGAUGAAGGCACAAUUUCAGGAUCUACCGUUCUGUUUCGGGCGCUGUACGAAAAGUGCCUGGCCAAGCAGAGAGCUGCGUUCUGUAUGCUCACCAUGAGGCGAAAGCAACCAUCCAAACUUGUUGCUCUGAUUCCCCAAGAAUGCUGUUUCAAUGAAGAUGGAGAACCGUAUCGCCACAGCGGAUUCAGAAUUGAAUUCAUUCCUUAUGCAGCCGACAUGAGGAAACUUGAUGUUUUUGAAAAAUCGACACCGGAAGUUAGUCAAGAACAGAUCGAUGUAUUCAAGUCAGUAGCGAAGAAAAUCAAGUUCAAAUAUCAUCCGUCUCAGUUUGAAAACCCGGUUCUAAUGACAACGUAUACCAACAUUGAAGCCCUCCUGUUCGACAGACACGAUUUGGAAGUGUACGAUUCAACAAAACCGGAUGACGAUCGUAUCGAUAGCAAAGUAGGAACAUUCGUCGACAGAAUUGGUACUUUGUUCGGAGAGGAUAUUACGGAAGCCCCCAAAAGACGCACUAAAGCUGCCGAUGGCGAAGGACCUAGUUCCAAAGCAGCAAAACUAGAUGUUGACCCAGUUACCAUAAUUGAAGCCAUACAGUCAGGGAAGACUGGAUCUGUUCUUGUUGGAACUCUCCGAGCUUACUUGCAGCAACAGGGUGUCGAUGGAGUUUCCAAGUUGAAUAAAGCGGAUUUGAUCAACAAAAUCAAGGCGCAUCACAAUCUGUAAAUUCUAUUUGUUGAGUGUUUUAUUAUUCGAUUUGUUAUACCUAAAAUACACCAUUUUUUCUUCGU